CGGAGCGGCUCCCGCCGCCGCCGUCCCCGCCGGGUCACCGGGACCGUGUCCCCGAGGGAUGGGGACACCGCGGGGGGGACACGGGGACACCGCGGGACCCCCCCGGGGGGCGGGAGCUGCUGCCCCGAGUGAAUCCAGCGGGAUGAUCCCAGCAGGGAUCCUGGCUCUGGAGGGGACUGUCGCUCCCUGAGGGAUCUGGGAUCUGCUCCUGGAGCCUUCCCGAGGAUCCCCCAGGGACUGGGGCUCCUUUUGGGGCUGCUGAGGGUCCCGGGGGGAUCCUGGCUCUGUGCUGGGGCACCCAGUGGUUCCCAGGGGAUUUGGGAUCUGCUCUGGGAGCACCCGGGGAUCCCUCAGGGGUCUGGGGUCUGCCCCAGCCCCUCUCUCCAGGGAUGCCCAAGGAAACUGGGAUCCACUCUGGGGUUCCCAGGGGGAUUUUGACUCUCCCAGAAGUCCACGAUGGAUCCGGGAUCCGCUCUGCGGGAUGCUGGGGUUCCCUGGGGGAUCCGGAGGGAUCUGGGAUCCCGGGGGUGGCUGGGAAUCCCCGCGGGGAUUGGGAUCUGUUGGGAUCCUCCUGGGGGAUCGUCCUGCGGGACGGCUGGGAGGGAACCCCGGGGAUCCCGACUCGGGGCUGGGACACCCUGGGACCGGGACCGGGAUUGGGACCAGGAGCGGGACCGGGACCGGGACCGGGAUCAGGGUGGGGACCGGGAUCGGGACCGGGAGCGGGACCGGGACCGGGAUCUGGACUAGGGUCGCUCCCCAGGAGUACCAGCAUGUGCCCAUCGACAUCCAGACCAGCAAACUGCUGGAGUGGCUGCAGGACCGGCGGCACUGCGGGCGGCGCUGGCAGGCUCAGGUGCAGCGGGUGCGGGAGCGGCUGCGGGAGGCGCUGCGGGACAUGCCCGAGCACCCCGAGAUCCGCGAGCUGCUGCGGGGCUCCUACCUGCACUACUUCCACUGCCUGCGCAUCGUGGAGAUCCUCAGGGCCACCGAGGCCUCCACCAGGAACCUCUUUGGCCGCUACUCGUCCCAAAGGAUGAAGGACUGGCAGGAGAUCGUGGCCCUCUAUGAGAAGGAGAACGCCUACCUGGCCGAGCUCUCCAGCCUGCUGGGCCGCAGCGUGGCGUUCGAGCUGCCGGCGCUGCGGCGGCAGCUGGGCCGGUGCCGGCAGGCGCAGCAGGAGCUGGCGCGGCGUGAGGACGAGUGCCAGCUCCGGGCUGGAGAGCUCCGGGAGAGAUUCCUGGCGUCCUGCCGCCAGUACGGCAUCGCUGGUGGGGACGUGCGCCAGGAGCUGCUGGCCCAGGUGGAGGCGCUGCCGUCGCUGCUGUCCCGCAUUGGGGACGGCGCCAGCGCCCUCGGGGACGCCAUCGAGCUGUACGAGGCCUGCGUGGCCUUCGUGUGUGACAGUCCCGGUGUCCCGGUGCUGCCGUUGCUGCGGUUCGUGGCCAGGAACGGGAACUCCUCGGUGUUCCGGUGGCGCACGGGGCUGGAGCCGCUGCGGGUGGAGCGGCCGCGGCUGCGGGAGGAGCCGGAGCCGCCCCGGGAGGACACGAUCGAUUGGGGCGAUUUCCCCGCGGAGCCGCCCCAGGACGGGGACAUCGACUGGGGGAUCACGGUGGAGCCCAGUCCCCAGGGGGCCGAUGGCAUCGAUUGGGGUGAUGGAGAGAAGGGACAGGAGGGGACAAUCACAGCAGAGCCCAGUCCCCAGGGGGCCGAUGGCAUCGACUGGGGCGAUGGAGAGAAGGGACAGGAGGGGACAUCGAGUGGGCCCAGUCCCCAGGGGGCCGAUGGCAUUGAUUGGGGUGACGAAGAGAAGGGACAGGAGGGGACAAUCACAGCAGAGCCCAGUCCCCAGGGGGCCGAUGGCAUCGAUUGGGGUGACGGAGAGAAGGGACAGGAGGGGACAAUCACGGUGGUGGAGGCUGGCACUGAGGCCCCCGAGGCCGUGGCGCGCGGCUCGGACGCGCUGACCCUGCUGGAGAACCCCGAGACACGGAACCAGUUCCUGGACGAGCUGAUGGAGCUGGAGCUGUUCCUGGCGCAGCGGCUGCUGGAGCUGGAGGACGAGGCGGACGUGGUGGCCAUGAGCCAGCUGCAGCUGGCCCCGGCCGUGCUGCAGGGCCAGAGUGGCCAGCGGCUGCGGGCCCUGCUGGCCACCGCGCGGGACCUGCUGGGCCAGCUCUGCUCCCCCAGCGUGCAGCACCUCUGCAUGAUCCUCGCCUCGCCCAGGUACGUGGAGCGGGUGACGGCGCUGCUGCGGCAGAAGCUGCUGCAGUCCGAGCUGCUGCUGGCCAAACGCGACGCGCUGGCCCAGCGGCGACAACAGGCCCUGGGCGAGCAGGCGGCCCUGGAGCCCAAACUGCAGCAGCUGCAGGAGAGCACCAGGGAGCUGCAGGAGCUGAUCGAGGCCGACAUCUCCAAGCGCUACGGGGGGCGGCCGGUGAACCUGAUGGGGAUCAACCUGUGACCCCCCGAGGGUCCCCAGAGGGUCCCCAGGGGGUCCCCAAGGGGGUCCUGCCCCUCCCAGAGCCCCCGGCUGCUGCCGCUGCUGCUGCUGCGAUUGGGGUGUUGGAGAAUAAACCCGAAUUGUG
This is a messenger RNA of Poecile atricapillus (Black-capped chickadee), 2591 nucleotides long. It is a transcript of the gene CDK5RAP3, whose product is annotated as CDK5 regulatory subunit associated protein 3. The transcript is spliced from 18 exons. Gene Ontology annotation, cellular component: endomembrane system. Bases 482 to 2467 code for a protein of 661 amino acids. NCBI's taxonomy places the organism in Eukaryota, Metazoa, Chordata, Aves, Passeriformes, Paridae. Gene Ontology annotation, biological process: regulation of cyclin-dependent protein serine/threonine kinase activity; regulation of mitotic cell cycle. The record is from RefSeq and is a predicted model, not a curated record.